Messenger RNA from Vanessa tameamea, 1452 nucleotides. RefSeq names its product histone deacetylase 8-like. The coding region runs from base 32 to 1447 and encodes 471 amino acids. The record is from RefSeq and is a predicted model, not a curated record. Gene Ontology annotation, biological process: negative regulation of transcription by RNA polymerase II. NCBI's taxonomy places the organism in Eukaryota, Metazoa, Arthropoda, Insecta, Lepidoptera, Nymphalidae. The transcript has 8 exons. Gene Ontology annotation, cellular component: nucleus. Gene Ontology annotation, molecular function: histone deacetylase activity.
CGUGGUUAUAUUUGACAUUUGUUCAAAUUCAAUGUUCGCGCCAUCCGUGUUCGAUUAUCUGUCGAGUAUCGACUGUCAAAAACAUAUAAAAACUUUGAAAAGUUUUUGUUGUUUAUUGGUUCAAUAUUUAAAAUAUCAAAUUAUGAAUAAAAGAAAAGUAGCGUAUAUUUGGGAACAAGAUUUAAUAGAAUUCAGCGAUCGGUUACCGGCUGUACUCGGUCGAGCUUCGAUGGUUCAUAGUCUUAUAACGGCAUAUGGUCUUUUAGACCAAGUAAAAGUAAUUCGAUCUCAGUCGGCUAGUUACUCUGAAUUGAAACUUUUUCAUUCUGACUUAUAUUUGGAUCAUUUGAAAAGUUUUACUCAUAUAGAAGACGACUACGUAGUUACCGCUAAAGAUGAAAAAUUUGGUUUAGGAUAUGACUGUCCUCCCGUGUCUGAUAUGUAUAACAUUGUUUCCACAAUAGCAGGAGGUUCACUAACAGCUGCAAAAUGUCUUGUAAUGAAUAUGGCAGAUGUAGCUAUGAACUGGUGUGGAGGAUGGCAUCAUGCUCAAAAAUAUGGGGCAGAAGGGUUUUGUUAUAUAAAUGAUAUAGUUAUCGCUAUUGAAAAACUGAGGACAACAUUUUCAAAAAUACUUUAUAUAGAUUUGGAUGUUCAUCAUGGAAAUGGAGUUCAAGAUGCUUACAAUUUAAGUAAAUCUGUGUUUACUUUGUCAUUCCACAAAUAUGAACCAGGAUUUUAUCCUGGUAGUGGCAAUAUUGAAGACAUAGGGAGAUUAAAUGGCAAAGGUUAUACUUGUAAUAUUCCACUCCAUGCCUUAUACUCUGAUGAUACAUUUGUGAAUACUUUUGAUAGUGUAUUCACAAUGGUAUAUUCAUGUUUUCUGCCUGAUGCAAUAGUAAUUCAAUGUGGUGCUGAUGCUCUUGCUAGGGAUCCGCAUGGCGGUGCAGGUCUCACUUUGGAUGGAUAUUGUUUAUGUAUUAAAAAAGUUCUUAAUGAAAUGAAACCUACACUGCUUUUAGGGGGAGGUGGUUAUAACCAUGCUAAUGCAGCUAGAUUGUGGACUUCAAUCACUGCACUAGUCAUAGAAGUCAAAUUAGAUGAUAAUAUCCCAGAACAUAGUUUUUGGACAAAAUAUGGUAGUGAUUAUACUUUAAAUAUACGGCCAUUAUUGACUAAAGAUCUAAAUUCAAAAAAUUAUAUUGAUGAAUGUAUCACUACUAUAAAAGGAACUUUAUAUCGGUAUUUAAGUCAUAAUGAAGAUGAAAACAAAGAGCCCAUUACAAAACGAAGAAAAACAGAAUUAGAUAAUUCACAUGAAGCAAAAAGAGAUUCUAUAUUAAAAAAACAAUUAGUUUUAAAAAAUGUAAAAGAAAAAGCUUCUAUUAUAGUGAAUUGUGAUAAUAAAUUAACAAAUUCCAUUGAUGUGUACGACUUCAUUGAUUAAAUGAU